CGCCCCCUUACGGCGCUCUCGGUUCAGCCAAUCAGCGAGCACGCUUUUCUGUACGUAAGUACACAAGAGGUCAGAGCAAUGGACGCGUCUCAAAUGUAAACAGAGUUGGAGGAAGAUAUGAGGCUGUUAACUCGGGCAGUGCAGUGCGCAGUGUCUCAGAGGGAGAGCAGCCGCAGACACUUCUGGGGAUGGCUCAAUGCAGUGUUUAACAAAGUGGACUAUGAGCGGAUCCAGACGGUGGGUCCGGACCGGGCCGCCGCAGAGUGGCUGCUCCGCUGCGGGGCCAAAGUCCGGUUCCAGGGUUUGGACCGCUGGCAGCACGACUACAACGCGCUGCCGACCGGACCCCUGGGCCGCUUCAAGAUCCAGGGCAUCGACGCCACCGAGUCCUGCAUCAUGUACCGGGGCUUCGACCACCUGGAUGGUUUGCAGCACUUGGAGGAGAUCAAGCUGAACCGGUGUAUCUACAUCGAGGACAUGUGUCUGGAGAGGCUGAGCACCAUCGAGAACCUGCAGCAGAGUCUGCUCCGCAUGGAGGUGGUGUCGUGUGGAAAUGUGACCGACAAGGGCCUCAUCGCCCUGCACAAACUCAGGAACCUGGAGCUCCUAUUCCUGAGCGACCUGCCGGGGAUCAGAGACAGAAAGACGACGGUGAGCCGGCUGCAGACGGCGCUCCCAAAGCUCGACAUCUCUCUGGACCUGAGCGAUUAGACGCCCUCUCCUAGAGGCGCUACAAAAUAAAAUCCCCAGGACUAGAGGGAACAUGUAGAUGCUUCAGCUUAAAGUGAAUGUCCAUGAUGUGCAGCAUGGGAAAGUAAUAAGCACUCAAAUGAAAAUGAAUCACUUUAUUUAUAGUUUUUCUCGAACAAAUCUGUAGUUUAAUAUUAUAUUUUCAACAUUCAAGGUAUUAAAGGUGACUCCAUGUGUUUGUACAAAGAGAAAAACAAGUUGCAAAGGAUUCAAGAAUAUUUUUUCUUUAGAUUUUUACAUUCAUUUGGCAUUUGUAGGAUAUGUGAGGACAGAUGGCUGUCAAUGUUGUUGUUGCGAAAACACAGCAUGUUAUAACUACACAUGUUAUGAAUGCUCAUUUCUUUAUGCAAUAAACAGCUUGAACACAA
Messenger RNA from Gymnodraco acuticeps, 1118 nucleotides. RefSeq names its product distal membrane arm assembly complex 2 like (gene dmac2l). Bases 118 to 711 code for a protein of 197 amino acids. Lineage: Eukaryota; Metazoa; Chordata; Actinopteri; Perciformes; Bathydraconidae. The transcript is spliced from 5 exons. The record is from RefSeq and is a predicted model, not a curated record.